Messenger RNA from Hypomesus transpacificus, 4219 nucleotides. It is a transcript of the gene slc20a1b, whose product is annotated as solute carrier family 20 member 1b. The record is from RefSeq and is a predicted model, not a curated record. The transcript has 11 exons. Gene Ontology annotation, cellular component: membrane. Gene Ontology annotation, molecular function: phosphate transmembrane transporter activity. The coding region runs from base 508 to 2568 and encodes 686 amino acids. Lineage: Eukaryota; Metazoa; Chordata; Actinopteri; Osmeriformes; Osmeridae. Gene Ontology annotation, biological process: phosphate ion transmembrane transport.
CCAGGCACCGGCAAUUUCUACGCACGCGGCUCCUAGGCGUAAUAGAGCUGGACUAGACGUUUGUUUCCUGAUCCCGCGCUGUAUUGAUAUUGCGCGCGUCACCUUUUAAUUUUUUGUAUAGUGUGCGAUGUGUGGAUGUGCACCCAUUCACUUCCAGUAACUGUUGCACAAUGGGAGUACACUCAGUCAGUCUGGUAGCUGGUAGCAGUCAAAGAACCUGUAGCAAAACUAGUACAAUUACAGGAUAGCAUUAAGCCCACUUUGUAGGUUACUUUAAUAACUUACUGCUGUUUAGUCAAAACAAAAGUACGUAAAAAAGUUAUAUUCCAUCGUUUACACAGCUCAGAAACCCAAAAGGUUUGGGGCCCGAAGAAAUCCCUGCUUGAAAACAUUGAUACCUCUUUUAUUUAACCGAGCAGCUUUGUAAUUGAUUGUCUUUUUGGGCAAACAUUCCCUCAAACAUAGUGAAGUGGAUAAUUGUUAAGAGAAACAAAUCUAUCCUGCAAAAUGGUUUCAACAACUCUAGCCACCAUAACACUGGCCAGCACCUUAGUUGUCAUGACCCAAGGUCCACUGACACCCUACAUGUGGCUGCUUAUUGUUGGCUUCAUCAUCGCUUUUAUCCUGGCCUUCUCUGUGGGAGCCAACGAUGUUGCCAACUCGUUUGGUACCGCGGUAGGCUCAGGAGUGGUCACUUUGCGUCAGGCCUGCAUCCUGGCCUCCAUCUUUGAGACGGUGGGCUCUGUGCUCCUGGGGGCCAAGGUGAGCGAGACAAUCCGUACGGGCAUCAUCGACGUGGGCAUGUACAACGGUUCCGAACACGUGCUUAUGGCUGGAUCUGUCAGUGCCAUGUUUGGUUCUGCUGUGUGGCAGUUGGCUGCUUCUUUCCUCAAACUUCCCAUCUCUGGAACUCACUGCAUCGUUGGUGCUACCAUUGGUUUCUCUUUGGUUGCCAGAGGCCAGCAGGGUGUCCGGUGGAUGGAACUUCUCAGGAUUGUUGCCUCCUGGUUUCUGUCUCCCUUACUGUCUGGCAUCAUGUCAGGCAUUGUCUUCUACCUAAUCCGCAUGUUCAUCUUACACAAGAAAGACCCUGUUCCCAAUGGACUGAAGGCUCUGCCUGUCUUCUACGCUGUCACCAUGGGAACCAACGUGUUCUCCAUCAUGUUCUCUGGUGCACCGAUGCUGGGCUUUGACAAGGUCCGUUGGUGGGGAACGCUGCUCAUCUCUCUGGGCUUGGCGGCGCUGACUGCUGUAAUGGUCUGGUUUGUUGUCUGCCCUCGACUCAAGAAGAAAAUUGAACGGGAAAACAAGUCUUCCAGCCCCUCGGAAAGCCCUCUAAUGGAGAAGAGGGAGCUGAGGGAGGCCCACAGUCCUAUUCUGAAGCCUGUCCCUGAGGAGACCUCCACUCCCUCCUCACCGUCUGCUGCCACCACCCAGACCUCCCCCGUGCAGCCCCAGCCUCCCACAGAAGAGCCACGCAGGGUUACCUUUGACAUCGGAGAUUCUGACGACGUCGACAACAAGGACGGCACGGACACCGACAGCUGCAACACUAACGGUGUCCCUAAACAGGUCCAGUCCACUAACCAAGUCCAGCUUAAUAACCAAGUCCAGUUCAGCAAUGGGCCUGCCCAUGUCCCAAGCAACGGUUACAGCCAGUAUCACACGGUUCACAAGGACUCGGGACUCUACAAGGAGCUGCUCCACAAGCUGCACCUGGCCAAGGUUGGAGACUGCAUGGGCGAGGGUGGCGACCGACCAAUCAGACGCAACAACAGCUACACAUCCUACACCAUGGCCAUCAUCGGCAUGCAUGGAGACUUUCGGCACAAGGAAGGUGAAUUCCGUGCUACCGAGGAUGGGGACAAGGGCACGGGUGCAGGCCAGGAAAGGAAGCGCAUCCGGAUGGACAGCUACACAAGCUACUGCAACGCUGUGGCAGUGCACGGCACGCCCGAUGGCCUGGGGGAGGGAGAGGUGACCCUGGAGAUGUGCGAGGAGGACGCAGGUAGCAGUCGCGGUUCCCUGGAGGACGAUGGGCUAGAGGCAGACAGGCCAGAAGUUUCCACGCUUUUCCAGUUCCUCCAGAUCCUUACCGCCUGCUUUGGCUCCUUCGCCCACGGAGGCAACGAUGUCAGUAAUGCCAUCGGACCCUUGGUGGCGCUGUGGCUGGUGUACCAGAGUGGAUCUGUGUAUUCCAAUGCCCCCACCCCUACCUGGCUGCUGCUGUAUGGAGGUGUGGGCAUCUGCACUGGUCUCUGGGUGUGGGGUCGCAGAGUGAUCCAGACCAUGGGCAAGGACCUCACCCCCAUCACCCCCUCAAGUGGUUUCAGCAUAGAACUGGCCUCAGCUCUGACUGUUGUGGUUGCUUCUAACAUUGGUCUGCCUGUGUCCACCACCCACUGUAAGGUGGGCUCGGUGGUGGCAGUUGGCUGGCUCCGCUCUAAAAAGGCUGUGGACUGGCGUUUAUUCCGGAACAUCUUCGUGGCCUGGUUUGUGACCGUGCCCAUCUCCGGUCUGAUCAGCGCUGGCAUCAUGGCCAUCUUCACCUACGGCAUCCUGACAUGAGACUGCAGGCUGCCCCUACAACGGGGAAAAGAGUAUGUCUAGGCACACGAGGAGGGAGGGGAAAGGAGGCAAACUGAAGUGAAUCAUCAACUGUCUUCCAAGCCAACACAUCAGAAGAAAAAGGAAAAAAGAAAAUGUUUCAUAGGGGCGGGGUUGAAAGUUGUUGUGUUAUAGGCCUAUGGUUUUUGGCUGCAUCAUUCCCAACCAUAAAUUGAUGGUUGUACCGUUUGCAUCAGAUCUCUUCCAAAAUGAGCGUUUGUUUUCCUUUUUUAUUUAUAUUUUGUGCUUCUGAUCCUGUACAUAGCCAAACUUAAAUGUACUCAACCAAAUGUUGUGUUGCUGAGCUCCAUAACCUUUUUUGUGUAAUUAUGUACAUACAAUCAUCUCUUUCGUGUUUAGUGUUUUUGUUCUUUUACAAUUUAGGAAAACAAAACAAGUAAAAUGCAGUAUUAGUGUUUGUUACAGAUGUAUUUGUCCAGUCAUAAAUUACAUGCUGAAAUUAAUCUAGAACAGGCAGUAUUUUUUGUGUGUGUGACCAUUGUUUAAAGAAUGUGAGGGGUUUGUCACUAAUCAACUCAUUAGUGGUAUUACUCUUCACCUUGUAACCCCCCCCCACUCCUAUGUACAGGGAGGCAUUGUUUCUCAUGUAAUUUACAGAUGGAAUUGAGUUGGAGGUUUAACGAUCGGAUAAUAUAGACAUAUAGACUGGACUAAAUCAUCUUGUCCUCCACUCAACUACUCGUGCUUACUGUUCUAAUGAUCAACUUUAGUUUCGUUUUUUUAUUCUUGAUUUACUGAAGUUGAUGAAUUUAGUUGUAUUUAUUAGUUAGUUAAAAGUUAAAAUGGCAGUUUACUACACUCCCUAAUUUAAUGAAAAGAUGGGUUCGGUGUCGUUGCUGUAAGAUGCUGUAAGGCAUUGCUGGUGUUACUUAGGAACUUACCACCUCAUCUGACAGUUGAACUGCCAUAAAUAAUUGGAAAAUGUAUUUUUAUUUAUAUGGAAAUCACAAAAAUGGUUUGAUGCCUUUUGUGUACCUCUUUCAUAUCUCAUCAGAAUCUUAAAACGCACACUCUAGAUAAUUGAAAGAACCAACUUUUUUCUGUAUGUAAAUUGUCACAUUUUUGCUGGAGAAUGUGUUGGCUAAUGCAAAAAGACAAACACUUAAGACCUUCAAAAAAGUUUCCUGUUAAACUUGAUUGCUUCAUAAUAGAUUUUAUACUGCGUUUUUUUUCUGCGGAAGUUGUAAAUGCUACUUAAUUUCCUUGUAAUCCUGCUCUGUGGAAUGUACGCAAUUGCAUAGACAUGGAUGCUUUUACUAAUCCCACCCACCGACCGUCAGUAGUUGUAUGUCUGUUUUUGAUAAGGUUGUCGUAAAAAAGGCAGUGAUAGCCUAACCUUGUGUUUUGGACCAGUGUGGUGUAGAGUAGACUACUCAGUCGGUUAAAAUUCGAGUAAUAACUGGGGCUGCAGUACUACGCUUACAUAGAUGCUGGCAGUAGUAGUCUACUGCUAAGGUAGUUGCCUUAAUAUUUCCCUUAGGUACCAAAGAUAAGACUUGGAGGUUUGUUAUGCACAGACUGCGCACAUAUGCUCUUUAGUCUGCACUUAGUCUGGACGUGGGAAGUGAACAAUAAAUACAAAUUGAAACUA